This is a messenger RNA of Lytechinus pictus (painted urchin), 2102 nucleotides long. Its product is annotated as SAYSvFN domain-containing protein 1-like. Lineage: Eukaryota; Metazoa; Echinodermata; Echinoidea; Temnopleuroida; Toxopneustidae. The transcript has 2 exons. The record is from RefSeq and is a predicted model, not a curated record. The coding region runs from base 154 to 744 and encodes 196 amino acids.
AUAUUGAUAUCGACUGAUCAAUGAUAAUGUCAGCUGCUGGCAUGCAGGCACCUACAAAGUUCAAUUCACAAACCCACCGUGGUACUUACGUGGUAGUGCAAUGUUAUCAAUGAUUUUUGUUGACCAUUCAAAUAACACCAGAUUCACGUAGAUAUGGAGAAACAAUUAGCUGCUUAUCGCGCCAAAAAGGCCAAAGAAAGGCAUGAAAGGACUUCGAAUUCGGGAGGAUUAUUUGGAUUUGGUGGGGGUCUGUUCUUCCGCAAUCGCAAAGAGGAUGCAUCAUCACAUUCACAAAAUGUGACAGAAAAGGAUGCCUCUCAGUCUCAUAAGUCUCAACAACAGGUUGAUGAAAACAUAAAGAGUGGAGAGGAAAGAGAUGAUGAUACAAGCUUGAAUAAGGAUGAUGGAAAUUCCACAGAUACAAAGACAGAUGUCACUCUCCAGAGCUUCUCAAACCAACCUUACUCAACUUCCACAAUUGACCCGUUUCAACUCGCACUCAAAAUCAUCUUAUGGCUUGCCCUCUUUGGUCUAUCCAUAUGCAUUGGCUUCGGUGCAAUUUACAUCAUUCUCUCCUUCUUCUACAUCAUCUAUGCUAACCUUAGAGGAGAGGGGGAGAAGAAACCAGGAGAAAAGAGCGCUUACUCUGUGUUUAACCCAAAGUGUGAACGCAUCCAUGGGACACUCACAGCGGAGGAAAUAGAAAGAGGGAUGUUGUAUGGUAUAGGUGGUGCAAUGAGAUAGCAUCAUUUGACUGUUUGCAGAAACAAUAGAAUAUCUGACUUACUGGAAAAUGUUUGUUCUAUAGACUUGUCAGCUUACCAUGCAGUGUCAAUUUUACGAGAGUUAUUUUUUGCAUCAUGAAGAAACUGAAAUAAUGUUGAUAGAGAACAGCAGAUUUAAAAGAUAAAAAAUUGUCAUAUGACUUGAUUUAGUGCCUAAUGUCCAGGGGGGUGUACUCUCCAAGUGUCUAAAACUCUAAAUGGUCUGCUACUCCAGAAAAAAGUUCCAAGAAGGUCCUGUUUCAAGCAUCCAGGCAUUAUAUCAUCAGCACCAUUUGCCGGUAAUUGCCAUGUGGGGUAGCCUUAUCUCACUCAACAUGUAUACCAUUUAGGGUUGAGGUUUUGGUAAUGUAGACUAUGCCAUUUAAUUAGGAAAACUACAUGUGUUAGUUGUGUAUUGCUCCUGUACAAAUGAGGACACUUUGAUAUGGGGUAUCUAGUUCUUAGAUUUCACUGUUUACACCACAUAGGGUAUAUCAAAUUAAAGAUUUCCUUACUCACACCACUGAUGGUGACUUUUCCCAUAUCAAGUUGUAAAUUUGGUUGUGUGUUCCCAUUCAGAAAAAAUAAUUUGGACUACUUCUGAAUUCAUAGUCAAUUUUCAUUGGGAGCCUUCUUAGCCGCAUCCAAUCUGGAUUAUUUGAAGGUGAAUUCAAGAAAGGGGUGUAGAACUCCACAUUCAUUAUAGAUCUAUUGCUUUUAUUUUAUUUCAUAUUGAUGAAUGUGAAAAUAUUGAUUGGAAACAUCUGUUUGUUUACACUGCCAGUGUUUUCUUAUGAUAAGUUAAGAAGAAUAUAAACAAUUACUCAAUUUAAUCAGUUAAUAUUUUAAUCUUCACCUUGUUUUAUUAGCUUAUCCAUUUGUAAAUAUGAGAUAGGACUUGGAUACAUUGGCUGGUUUUUCAUCAGCCUUCCUUGAGAUUUAUCUUGAUAUUCGGAAACAUUGCCUCCAUCAGCCAAAGUUAUGGAAUUCUCACUUGAGCAUGGAAUGUUACCUUGGGCUAAACAAAGCAUUCACACUUUUUGGCUCCUACAUGUACGUUUGAAUAGCAUGUGAUAGUUUGGUGCCCCGAGCUCAAACCGGAGUCAAUCAUCACAACUUUGCAAAUCAGCUGCAUUGAAUUUUAAAUAGUAUGUUAUUUUACAAUUUAUUCUAAGUUGAUUUAGGAUGGUAAUUUCUAGAACCCUCAAAAUAGCCUUCUUGCUUGGAUAUUUGUCUGACAAUAAAAUGUUGCUUUUAGGGCCAUAUUGCAAUCUGCACAUUAAGGUAGCUUAAAAAAAUCAUAUUCUUCAGCUUUAGCAGCUUCUCAGAUAUGCAGAA